Penicillium bovifimosum is the source of this 645-nucleotide messenger RNA. RefSeq lists its product as uncharacterized. The transcript is spliced from 3 exons. NCBI's taxonomy places the organism in Eukaryota, Fungi, Ascomycota, Eurotiomycetes, Eurotiales, Aspergillaceae. The record is from RefSeq and is a predicted model, not a curated record. Bases 1 to 645 code for a protein of 214 amino acids.
AUGCGUGUCCAAUCUCUUCUCCUGGCCGGUGCUACCGCUGCCACCGCUGCCCAGACCGUCACUCUCUUCCUGCCCGGAUUUGACAGCCAGGAUAUCCAUGCCAAAGUCCUCGGCUCGAGCGGUUCCAUGACCACCUACCUUCUGGGGUGCCCCGCUGGCACCGACUCCAAUGACUGCGGCAUCCCCAAAUUUGGCGUCACCGCCAUCCAGGGCGUCUCAACCGCCACGAUCGCAUAUGCAUUCGGCCGCAGGACCGUCGAGGAGAAGUGCAGCUACGACUCCACCAUGGCCGUCUGCGAAGCCUCCAUGGACGAGGAAGGUCUUACUACUUCCUUCAGUACGUCGGUGCCGUUGACUGAGUUCCCCGGUCGCGUACUCAUGCCCGUGACCAUCACCGGAACCCAGACUGGUGCUGCCGCAGCGGCUACCACCGGUGCCUCGGUUUCUGCUACUACCGCUGCCUCUACUGGUACCUUGGCUACCACUGCUUCGACUUCCGGUACCACUGCUACUGGUACCGAGACCAACAGCGCUGCUGCUACCAGCACGACUGAGACUGGUAACGCUGCUAUGCCUAUGAUUACUGGUAACGCCCGCUGGGCUGCUGGUGGUGUUGCUGCUGCCAUUGCUCUGGCUGCUCUCUAA